This is a messenger RNA of Lentinula edodes (shiitake mushroom), 2652 nucleotides long. RefSeq lists its product as uncharacterized. The transcript is spliced from 8 exons. NCBI's taxonomy places the organism in Eukaryota, Fungi, Basidiomycota, Agaricomycetes, Agaricales, Omphalotaceae. The record is from RefSeq and is a predicted model, not a curated record. Gene Ontology annotation, biological process: exocytosis; Golgi to plasma membrane transport; intracellular protein localization. Gene Ontology annotation, cellular component: exocyst. Bases 65 to 2518 code for a protein of 817 amino acids.
AGAAGUUGGUUUCAUCCAAAUAAGCGCCCAUUUGUCUUUUGUGGUAUUACCGCGUUGUUGCCAGAUGCAGUCGUUACGGAGUCGUCGCUCUCAAGGUCCUGCACGUAAGCCCACGCGACAACCUACGAAUGGCAAGCUUGCCAAAGAUGCUCGUCCUCGUCGCCGAGACACCAGCGGAAGGUCUCGUGUGGACGACAAAAUCAAGAAGCGCAUGUCAACAAGAUAUGCAGAUAUCUCGAGUCCAACAGAAUUGAACAUUCCCCGAGUACCUACGCUACCUAUUGACGCUCCCGGUGUGAGGAGAAUAGAUGGAGAACAAGACGAAUCUGUGCGCGAUCAAGAGGAUUUAUUGUCCAGUCAAAAGGCCGCGGACGCAGCUGCAGAGGAAAAGAAAUUACUAGACGACAAGAGUUUUGAUCCAGAUGCUUAUCUGAAGAAGAAGUUGGCAAAUUCCACUGAAGCAGAGCUUAAGUCUCUGCAAUCCUCAUUACGGAGCUCCAAGGAUGACACUGCCUCUGAACUCCAGCGAAGCGUCUUCAAAAACUACGCCGAGUUCGUGAUGAUAUCGAAAGAAAUCUCUACUCUGGAGAAUGAGAUGCUUGAAUUGAAAGAAUCUCUCUCCGAAUACAAGUCUAUGCCAUCUCUGUUACAUAUCCCCGAUCCGACUUCAUCUUCCUCCAGCAUUUCGACAUAUCGAAGAUCUUCCGUAGCCGACCUUCGUAUCAUGUACUUCAACCAAAUGCAACAACUGCACGCUCAAAUUGAAGGAUCAGCAAAAUUUGCCCCGACCACACCAGGUCGACAUGUUGUUGGAGAAGCCGACGGUGUUCUAUCACUCAAUGCAGCAACAUACAAAGUCAUGGGCAGAGUCAAGUUUGUCGUGCUGGACGAUGCUGUGUUGGUGGCCAAGCGGAGAAGACGGACAGCAGGCGGAGCUGGUGAUACAUCAGGACGUGCGGGGGGACGUUCAGAAGGCAAGUUGGUGGCAGAGAGAUGCUGGUCAUUAAAUGAGAUGGUCGUGUUAGACAGUAAAGAUUCACCAAGUAUGACGAACGUAUUCAAAGUUAGACAUGGCAAAGAAACUCAUGUCUUCCGUACCGAGACUCUCGCAGAGAAGAAGACUUUACUAGGGAUGUUGCGUCAAGUUGGAGACGAAUACAAUGCCAAGAAGCGUAAAGAGCGUGAAGGGGAACAUGAAAGGCGCAAAAGUAUGUGGCCUGGUGCGGAUCAAUCUUCACCAUCUGUUCCCCCGGAUUGGAUGGCCGAGUUUGCGAAACUGUCAGGCAGUUCCACUUUGACUUCUGGCACAGACGCCAGGGAAAAGUCUGAACGAGACGUUCGUUGGACAGGCGAAUGGGCAGACGAUCUAACGGUGUCGAUUGCCCUGCGGCAAUGGAGUAGAGCUGUCGAAUUAGUUGAAGAAGGCAAGAAGAAGUCUUCCACCAUCCCUCCGCUCGCCGCUAAACUCCCAUCAUUAUCUACCCAACUCACAACCGCCAUUCUUGAAAAUCUUUCCCAGACAUCUAACCGUAAAUCCACCGUCGUCGCUCUCAUAUCCUACUUGGUUCGCUUGAAUGCUGGACCGGCUGCACGACAUACGUUCCUCACGAUGCGCUCUAAAGUCAUGAAAAGUCAUGUACGAAAAAUCACAUUUGAGGGUCAUGUUGGGGCAUAUAUUGCAGAUCUGGCCAUGGUAUAUUUCACCGGGAUCAAACAUACAGCCGACUGGUUUCUAGCAAGUUUCAAAGAAAAUGAGGUUGCGAGUGCAUUCAUUGACUGGGCGCGUUCACAAGUCGAAACUUACUCGGAGAUAUUCCGAAAUCAAGUAUAUAGCUCAGGAGUGGAGGGCAAAGUAGUCGAAGAGGCGCUCCAGAUUACUUAUGAUUUGAGUAAGAAGCUUCUCGAAGAGUAUGGCCUCGACUUCCGCUUCUUGUUGGACGAGCAAUUAGCGGAAACCCCGAAGAUACAACCGAAAGCAAUAUCCUCAGAGAUCAGCAUACCUUCGUUUAAGGGGCCCCUACUUGCUAGGUCAUCAAAUGCUACCUCUGCACCGAAGCUCUCCCUAUCGACUUCUUCUGGUUUAACAAAUCGAAAGGUUCCUGCCGCACUGAAUAUUCCUUCUCCGGAUAUUCAGGCAGACGCAAGCUUAGCAUCUACCACACCAUUAAUGGGAACAGGCGCCCCGAUGUCCACUGGUUCUGCUUACCCCGACACAAGCAAGUUCAAGGGACAAAUGCUCGGAAGCGCUCGAAGUCGUACACCGGUUGGAGGUAGCGGCAUCUUAUCAAUUUCCUCUUCAUUAUUACCACCAAAUUCAGCUCCAGCACAUUCUGUUCCCGCUUCUCCUAUUCCCAGGCAAAUGCGUACGCCUCCACCUAGUGCUGGAAGGGAUAGACCCCCUAGGUCAGAAAGAGGGGCCGGAAGUCCAGCACCACCGCCGAGGUCGUCGAAUAGACCUGGAAGUUCGAUUAGUCGAACAACGCUGGUUGCUGUGGCUCAGAGGGAUGGUAUGAUAUGAGACGUGUUGCACAAGUAAGUAGUAUAGCUCGAGGAGAAGUAUUUAAUAUGUAACAUCGUUGGAUGGAUUUCAUACCAUAAGUCUGGCAUCUGAUUUAAUAUGUUCACUUGUGACUGAGGAUAGGACAAUGAUAG